This is a messenger RNA of Microsporum canis CBS 113480, 936 nucleotides long. Its product is annotated as S-methyl-5-thioadenosine phosphorylase. Gene Ontology annotation, biological process: nucleoside metabolic process. NCBI's taxonomy places the organism in Eukaryota, Fungi, Ascomycota, Eurotiomycetes, Onygenales, Arthrodermataceae. Gene Ontology annotation, cellular component: cytosol. The transcript has 3 exons. The record is from RefSeq and is a predicted model, not a curated record. Gene Ontology annotation, molecular function: S-methyl-5-thioadenosine phosphorylase activity. The coding region runs from base 1 to 936 and encodes 311 amino acids.
AUGGCCACUGUUUCUGAUACUUACAAAGAUCCCGUCUAUAUCGGCGUUAUUGGCGGCACUGGGCUAAGCGAGCUUCCUCAUUUCACUAAAGUUGCGUCUCUCGAUCUCACAACGCCAUGGGGUGAACCAUCCUCGCCGGUUUCAAUCCUGCAUCACACCUGUUCCACUACCGGCAAGGUCGUUCCAAUUGCAUUCAUCAGCCGACAUGGCCUUCACCACCAGCUUUCUCCCCAUGAAGUUCCCAGCCGUGCAAACAUUGCUGCUUUACGAUCUAUCGGAGUACGAAGUGUUGUUGCAUUCUCCGCUGUCGGUAGUUUGCAGGAAGAGAUUAAGCCCAGAGACUUCGUUGUCCCCGACCAAGUGAUUGAUCGAACUAAGGGAGUCAGGCCGUGGACAUUCUUCGAGGAUGGAAUUGUAAACCAUGUUGGAUUUGCCGACCCAUUCGAUGAGAAAAUGGCCAAGGUCGUAAGGGCUUGCGGACACAGCCUGGAGGGAGAAGGUGUCGUCCUGCACGACCGUGGUACUUUGAUAUGCAUGGAGGGCCCCCAGUUCAGCACUCGCGCAGAGAGCAACCUCUACCGCAGCUGGGGCGGCAGUGUUAUCAACAUGUCCUGCUUGCCAGAGUCCAAAUUAGCACGUGAGGCAGAAAUGGCAUAUCAGAUGAUCUGCAUGUCAACCGAUUAUGACUGCUGGCAUUGUGGCACGGAGGAUGUCACCGUGGAAAUGGUCAUGGGCAACAUGAAAGCAAACGCUGUGAAUGCCAGAAACUUCAUCAGUGCCGUCUUAGACGAGUUGACCAAGGACGAGCACGAAGACCUUGUCAAGGGAAAGCACCUUGCAGGUAGCGCGAAGUUAGGCCUCAGUACGAAACCCCAGGAGAUCAGUGCCUCAGCGCUGGCUAAGAUGGCAUGGCUAUUCCCCGGUUAUUUCUCCUAG